AUGAUGAGAGGACUAGGAAUUAAAGUCCUUUUUAAGUUUAUUAUAUUUUCUGGAUUAAUUAUAUGCCUUUUUUAUUCAUAUAACGAAUGGUACCUUAAAAUUAAUCAAAAAUUACUUGUGGGGUUGAACGAAAGUGUUUCUGUGUCAACUUAUUUCAAGGAGAAACUGUUUCUAAAUAAUAUAGAAAAUUCAAGAACAUUAGCGAAAUUGUCUCAAACGUCUAAACCAAAGAACCAAGAUGAAUACAGAGAAUCAAGAUUCCAGCUUGUCGACGAUAUCAAAGAAACAUUUGUAUAUUCAGCCUUUUAUGACGGUCGUGGAAAUCCGGUUAUAACCGUGAUUGUGAUUGUAAAGACAGAUAGAUUGGAUGAAAAGUUAAAGUCAGAUAGAUACAGUUGCAUUGCUGACCCUUCUAAAAACCAUUUACCAGCAUCUUUAGAAUAUAUCACAGAACCAAAUUGGGGUUAUAAAUAUAAAGGAGGAUUUAUAAGAUGUAAUUUGACCAAAACAGAGAAACCAAAAGCAAUCUCCAUUGUUCUACAUUCCCAAAUCAAAAAGAACAGAAAUUUUACGCCAAACAAUAAACUAACAGUUCAAUAUCCGUCAAAUUUUAUGAGAAAUUUCACACGUUGUGUUCCAGCUUUUUAUAAUUUCACAGAUCAAAAUGCCUUGAUACAAAUGUUAGAGAGUGACUUAAUGUUUGGGAUGAAUCAUUUUAUAAUGUAUAAUUAUACUGGAAUGACACCUAAAAUACAACAAAUUCUCAAAUCGUAUCAAGAUGAAGGUGUUCUCACACUACUCCAGUGGAAUUUGCCUGUGCUUAAAAAAGAUAUUCAUUAUUUUGGACAAAUGUCUAAUAUGCAUGAAUGCAUUUUGCGCAAUAUGUACGUUUCUAAGUAUGUGUUUAUUGCCGAUGUAGACGAAAUCGUUGUAAGUGAUAUGUAUUCUUCAUGGCAAUCACUGACUUCCUCUAUCCUUGGUAAACACCCUUAUUGUGGUGCCAUAUCGUUCAGGAAUGCUUUCUUCCCAAUUACCUUCAAAGAUAGUGCAGUAGAUUUCCCUGGUAAAACCAUUGCUCAAAAGAUGGGUUUAACAUUUUUGUUAAAAACCACUCAUACCAAACUGCAUACUAUAGGAGAUCGUUCCAAACUGUUAGUUCGACCAGAAACAAUACACCAGAUGUGGAUACAUGGUGUCCAGAAGUUUUCUAAUUCCAAAAUGACAACAUGUCCUGUGAAAAAUCCCAAGGAUGCUUUGCUUCAUCAUUACAGAUUCAAGAUGGCGCCGGAUAUGCGGCUUCCAUAUUCUGAUGAUCACACGUUCCAAAAAAAAAAUAAUGAACUAAUUUCAAGAGUUCAAAAAAGAUUUCAGAAGAUUAAAACUACAUCUGUAACUUAA
Lottia gigantea (owl limpet) is the source of this 1398-nucleotide messenger RNA. RefSeq lists its product as hypothetical. The transcript has 2 exons. The record is from RefSeq and is a predicted model, not a curated record. Bases 1 to 1398 code for a protein of 465 amino acids. NCBI's taxonomy places the organism in Eukaryota, Metazoa, Mollusca, Gastropoda, Lottiidae.